ACGAAGGCUUAUGGUGCAGUCUGAGGCCAUGGCCAACCUCAGCCUCUUGGAACCCCUCCAACUGUCAUAGAACCCGCCCCACCCCCAGCUGCUACCUAGCCCAAAUCCCUGAGUGCUGUCUGGGGACAGAGAAACAGAGAGCUGGAGCCACAGACAGAGGGACACACAGCCUUAGAGUCAGACUGACAGGUAUCCAGGAGGCCGUGGGCAUGCCUGGAAGCAGAGGCAGAUGCGAAUUGAGUACAUUCAGAGACUAGCCCCAUCCUGCUCUUCAACAUGGACCAGAACCCCUCUGGCCGCCAGGGCAAAGAAACAGCAGCUCCCUUCGGCAGGCAAGAUGAAUCCCAAGUCUCUCUGAAAGUGACCUCGAGCUUCCAAGAUGCCACCCAAGGUCAGCAAACUGACAUGCUGGCACCUAUGCCCAUCAUCUACACUCGCAAAUUCAGUGGCAUGGAACCAUACACACCCACACCUAGCCGAAGGGUUAGCAUCCAGGAACCACCAGCAUCUAUCUUUCUCCCUCGCAGGAUCAGUACACAGAGUCCAUCCCCAUCCACCAUUCUCCCUCGAAGGUUAAGUACUCAAGAGAACCCUCCUCAGGGUUUCCAGUCCAUCACCAAAGACAUACAAUCUGUGGCCUACAAUCGCUGGCUCAGUUCCAGAGAGACUUCUUCCCUUUACCCGAAUCGCCGACUGGGCAUCCUAAGCUCUCAUACCCUGUCCUGUGGCCAGGAAGAAACCUCAAACUUACAAAUCGACACUGAAAGUCACUCCUCCAUGACCCAGGCAUAUGGCCUCAACAGAAAACAAAUUCGGCCCAGUGUGGAUGUUCCCCCAUCCAUAACCCAGAGCCCAGAGGCCAGCAUCAGAAGUUUGGAAGCCUUUCUCUGGGACUCCAAGGACAACUUGAAAGAAAUCACAGAGGACUCUGAGUCCAGUCACAGCUCCUCAAGACUGUCCAGCAUUUCUACUACAAUAAACUCUAGCAGGGUUCAGAGCAAAUGCUGGACACUGCUUCCCAUAGGCUGGAGGCUGCUGCUCGAGGCCAAGAAGAUCAGCAGACACCUCAGCCUGGUGCUGACUGUGGCCGGCAUGGUGAUUCUCAGCCUCAUCGCCCUGUGGAAACCCUGGAUCCACUUCCAAGUGCCUCUAACGCCCCCAGGGGACCCUGCUGGCCCCAAAGCCAUCCCCAUCGACACCAUCUUCUUCAUGCGCUGCCCUGACAUCUCCUGCAUGAAUGAAUAUGACAAGAAUGCUUAUUUGCUGGAUAUGGCCUGGGCCUGCCUCCUCAUCUCCGGUGUCAUGAGUUUCUGCGUGUGCAUGGGUCUCGUCAGCACUAUAUUCUUCCCUAGCACCAGCCUGCCCUUGAUGGACUUCUCUCUCUUCAUUUGCAGCCUCAUGACAGGGAUCAACAUCAUUUUGGGGGUCCUGUUCUACCUGAUGCAAGCCCGAAAGUUCCUACAGGAAGGCAUGACCUACACACUGGGGAGCAGUUUCUACCUUGCCUGGAUCAAUGUCUUCUUCUUCUUAAUGACUGGUCUGGCUGGGCUCUGGUGUGGCCUCAGUGGUGCAGACGGUGUUGUGGGGAUUGUUGGGAGGCAGGGUCUCUUCUCCUAUCUGAACUACAUCAACUUCUGGUCUAUCCUGUCACUCCAGGCCAUAUGGUCUUAAGACCUGACUAUGAACUAACACUGAUGGUCUGCUUAGGCUGUCAACUGCCAAACAAUCCAUCCCUAUACUCAAGUUAUGUAACUUCCGACUCCCUUCAACCCAGAAGACUAAUUUAUAUUUUACAGAAAAAUAUCUUCUUGACAUGGCUCUGUAUGUUGAACUGCCAAAUUCCCUUGUCCCCUACCCUGUCCAUCCUUAUCCUCCUAAGUAGAGGGAUAAAGAAGAGACUCAAGGGUAAAACAUUAAAGGUCAGAAAACCCUGGGGUAAGGGUCCUUGGCAAACAAA
Molecule: messenger RNA, 1957 nt
Organism: Rattus norvegicus (Norway rat)
Lineage: Eukaryota; Metazoa; Chordata; Mammalia; Rodentia; Muridae
Source: RefSeq, a predicted model, not a curated record